Molecule: messenger RNA, 2003 nt
Organism: Bemisia tabaci
Lineage: Eukaryota; Metazoa; Arthropoda; Insecta; Hemiptera; Aleyrodidae
Gene: dx
Product: deltex E3 ubiquitin ligase
Biological process (GO): protein ubiquitination; Notch signaling pathway
Molecular function (GO): zinc ion binding
Source: RefSeq, a predicted model, not a curated record
GGAAGAGUUCGAAGAAACACCAAACACGACAGAAAUCUAUUAUUUUAUCAAAAUUUCGUGUGAUACUUUUAGUUUCAAUCGAUUAUCUUUGUUUCAUGUUUUUACCGCAGAGAUUCAACUCCGCGAAUUCAUCCAAUUUGAUCCAGUUCUCUAGCCGUGUCACCAGUAGCAGUUGAACUCAGAAUCUGGAGCAGUCUCAGCCACAAUUCAGACAUGUAUUUGUGCUCACAGUAGCAAAUCAUACGUAUUUCAGCUGUUCUUAUUUGAUCAUGGGGAGUAAUAUCAGUUUUUAAAAGCGCAAGUCAUGGCAGGCCAUGCUGUUGUAGUGUGGGAGUGGGAAAACAGACAAGGCCGCUGGAGACCAUACAGUCCGGAAGUGUCACAACUGCUUGAGAGAGCUCAUUGUAAAAAACUCACUCGCGUUAUUCUCUCAGAUGCUGAUCCAAAUUUGGAGUUCUACUACAUCAAUUUGAGAACUAAACAGCAGUGCUCAGAAGAAGAUGGCACAGUUUACAACGUUAAGCGGACGUUCUAUCCACCAGAUUCACCAGCGGGGAAAGGUGCUAAGUGGGAGUGGGAAGGAGAUAUCACAAACGAGUGGCACACUUAUGAUAUGGAGGCUCAGUGCCUUAUUGAACAAGCUUGGGCAUCGGGUGAACAAACAAUAGACUUUAGCAAGACAUAUCUUGGUUUUCCGUACAAAUUAAAUUUUUGUAACCUAACACAAGUAAGAAAUACAACAGGUUAUGUGAGGAAUAUCCGAAGAACUCAACAAGCUCCAUACCCUCUAGUCAAAAUGCAGCCUGAGGAAGCCUGUCUCAUGGCAAGCCAAAGGAUAUAUCAGCAUCCUAACACAAGUAGCUGUUUGCCCGAUGGAGCUGUGAAAAAACAUCCAAAUUUAUUUUCUAGCACCCACAAGAAGCAUUUGAAAAAAUCCAAAUUGCCUGCAGAUGCGAGUCACUCUCAUAGCAACAACAUAGCUCGAACAAUUUUAAACAAUUUAAAUAUCUUUAGUCAUAAGGGUAGCGUAAGUGAACCUUCUCCCCCAGCGAGUGAUUCCUCAGUUCUAGAUGCCGACUCAAGUAGCACCAAAAGUGGAAGAAGGCCCAGUGUUGAUACAGUUUCAACCUAUCUUAGUCACGAAAGUGAAUUCCGCACCUCUCGUGCUGAUCUAUUGGAUGUCUCUGCUAGCAGUGAUGAUGUCUUUGAAAUCAGAAGCCGACAAGGAACUCCAAGAAAAGGUGCAAUUGUUGGUAUCGAUGCUGCAAGUGAAUGUAUAUCUCAAUAUGUUGAAGUUGUUGAGAGGAGAAUUGAAGAAGCAUGUCCUAUUUGUCUUGUCAGCUUAACACAGGCACCAGAUAUUUCUUCCGCAAACAUAGUAGUUUCCUUAGUGCGGUGUCGGCAUUGCAUGCAUCUGGAUUGCCUCAACGAACUUCUGUCAACUCAACCAAAUGCUCGUCAAUGGCUGUAUAUUCAGUGUCCAAUUUGCAUGACGAUUUAUGGAGAGAAGAGAGGAAACCAGCCUCCAGGCACGAUGGAGUGGGUUACGCUUAGCACGUCUUUGCCAGGUUUUCCUCAAGCUAGAACUAUACAGAUAACUUAUCAUAUUGCCUCUGGCAUUCAAACGGCAGAACAUCCAAAUCCAGGCCGACCUUACUAUGCUGUUGGUUUUCCUAGAGUAUGUUAUUUACCCGACACGGAGAAAGGCCGAUUAGUUCUAAGAUUAUUAAGUAUUGCUUUUAAGCGAAGGUUGAUCUUCACAGUCGGUCGCUCAGUCACCACUGGACGCGAAGAUGUUGUAACAUGGAACGAUAUUCAUCAUAAGAUACGACUGGAUGGCCAUCCUGAUCCAGGAUAUUUGGAUCGAUGUCUUGAAGAGUUGGCAGCUCACGGAGUGUUUGACUAUAAUCAGAUAUAUCAAGAACUGCAAUGAAUUUGAUUUGAUUUUUAUUAAUUUUUCAUUAUAAAAUUAUCUUGUUUAUCUUUCUUGCCAUAUCUUUAUU